GGAAAUCAUUAAGGCUACAAUGAAGGAGCUCGCAAAGCUUUUCCCCGACGAGAUCUCUGCUGAUCAGAGCAAAGCAAAGAUCUUGAAGUAUCGCGUUGUCAAGACUCCACGGUCCGUAUAUAACACCGUACCUGGCACGGAGCCUUGCCGCCCCCUGCAAAAAAUCUCCGAUCGAGGGAUUCUAUUUAGCCGGCGACUACACGAAGCAGAAAUACUUGGCUUCGAUGGAAGGCUUUGUGCUCAGUCAAUUGUGCAGGAUUAUGAAUUGCUGUCUGCGAGAGGGCAGAGAAUGGUGACAGAGGCAAGCUUAGUCUAGCUAGUUUCUUGAAAAAAAGAAAAAGAAAAAAUUGAUUAUUUGUAAGAAACAUACAAAAAAGUGUAUACAUAGAUAAGGGGAUAAUAUAUUGCUCCUUUAAAAACUGGUUUUUGAUGAUUGAUUAAGGUCAGCAACUUAUAACUGCCUA
Salvia miltiorrhiza (redroot sage) is the source of this 464-nucleotide messenger RNA. Its product is annotated as 15-cis-phytoene desaturase, chloroplastic/chromoplastic-like. The record is from RefSeq and is a predicted model, not a curated record. Bases 20 to 316 code for a protein of 98 amino acids. NCBI's taxonomy places the organism in Eukaryota, Viridiplantae, Streptophyta, Magnoliopsida, Lamiales, Lamiaceae. The transcript is spliced from 3 exons.